Molecule: messenger RNA, 2766 nt
Organism: Thermothelomyces thermophilus ATCC 42464
Lineage: Eukaryota; Fungi; Ascomycota; Sordariomycetes; Sordariales; Chaetomiaceae
Exons: 3
Coding region: 240-2291 (683 amino acids)
Biological process (GO): mRNA splicing, via spliceosome; spliceosomal complex assembly
Cellular component (GO): Prp19 complex; post-mRNA release spliceosomal complex; U2-type catalytic step 2 spliceosome
Molecular function (GO): protein binding
Source: RefSeq, a predicted model, not a curated record
CACCACUACAUCCAUACAACAAAGUUAUGUCCUUCCGUAUUCCGUAGUGAACUACGAGUUGAGAACCAGCGACCUGCCAGUGUACGGCCCUUCCAAACUUUCCUUGGACAUCAGUGCUGCGCGUUUCCUCUCUCCAUAUUGUAAGGUACGGCAUCAGCCUGAGGGUCGCGGUUCGGAGAAGAGGAAAAGAAAAAAAAAAAAAUCGACAACUACAAAGUUCUAGUUCAGUCGCCGAUACCAUGGAGUCUUCACGUGGCCCCCCAAGGGUCAAGAACAAGGCGCCCGCGCCGGUGCAGAUUUCGGCCGAGCAGCUCCUUCGCGAGGCCGUGGAUCGCCAGGAGACAGCCAUUCAGAAGCCGACGCAGCGGUUCGCCGAUCUCGAAGAGCUGAAGGAAUACCAGGGUCGGAAGCGCCGCGAAUUCGAGGACUACAUCCGCCGCAACCGCCUCCGCCUCGCCAACUGGUUCCAGUACGCCCAGUGGGAGCUCGAGCAGAAGGAAUUUGCGCGCGCCCGAUCCGUCUUCGAGCGCGCCCUAGAUGUUCACCCGAACAACACACAGCUGUGGAUCAGGUAUAUCGAAGCCGAGAUCAAGAACCGAAACAUCAAUCAUGCGCGCAACCUCCUCGACCGCGCAGUCACCCGGCUGCCGCGCGUUCCCAAGCUGUGGUACAAGUACCUCUGGGUCAUGGAGAUGCUUGGGGACAUCCCCGGGACCCGCCAAGUGUUCGACAGGUGGAUGAAGUGGGAGCCCGACGAGGACGCCUGGAAUGCCUACAUCAAGCUGGAGAAGCGGUACGGAGAAUACGACAGGGCGAGGCAAAUCUUUCGACUCUUCACGGCGGUGCACCCGCAGCCACGGACGUGGCUCAAGUGGGCCAAGUUCGAAGAGGAGUAUGGGACGAGUGAUAUGGUCAGGGAGGUGUUCCAGACCGCGAUCCAAACCAUUGCCGAGACAUUGGGCGACGACGAGGUCGACGAAAGGUUGUUCAUCGCAUUCGCCCGGUUCGAGGCACGCCAGAAGGAGUACGAGAGGGCGCGCGCCAUCUACAAGUUCGGCCUUGACAACCUCCCUCGGUCUCGGUCCAUGAACCUUCACGCGCAGUACACCACUUUCGAGAAGCAGUUCGGAGACAGAGAGGGCGUCGAGGACGUCAUCCUGACCAAGAGGAGGAGGCUGUACGAAGAGCAGGUGAAGGAGAACCCGAAGAACUACGACGUCUGGUUCGACUUCGCCCGGCUAGAGGAGAGCGGAGGCGACGCCGACCGCGUGCGAGAGGUCUAUGAGCGGGCCAUUGCCCAGGUCCCUCCUACCCAGGAAAAGCGCCACUGGAGAAGAUACAUCUUCCUCUUCCUCUUCUACGCCAUUUGGGAGGAGCGGGAAGCCAAGGACAUCGAACGUGCGCGGCAAAUCUACGACACGUGUCUGGGGCUGAUACCGCACAAGAAGUUCACAUUUGCCAAGGUAUGGGUGGCCAAGGCGCAUUUCGAGAUUCGUCAGGGACAGCUGGCGGUGGCCCGGAAAACCCUCGGGCGCGCAAUCGGGAUGUGUCCCAAAGACAAGCUCUUCAAGGAGUACAUCUCGCUGGAGCAACGCCUCUACGAGUUCGAGCGGUGUCGGACGCUGUACGAGAAGCACGCGCUGUACAACCCAUCAAACUGCCAGACAUGGAUCAAAUGGGCCGAGCUGGAACGGGGCUUGGACGAUCUGGACCGCACCCGCGCCAUCUUCGAGGUCGCGAUCAGCCAGCCCAUCCUGGACAUGCCCGAGGUGGUCUGGAAGGCAUAUAUCGACUUCGAAGAAGAAGAGGGCGAGUACGAGAGGACUCGCGCGCUGUACGAGCGUCUCCUCGAGAAGGCCAACCAUCCCAAGGUUUGGAUCAGCUACGCCCAGUUCGAGAUCAACAUUCCCGAGGCGGACGAGGGCGGAGAGGAAGGAGAGGAUGCCGAGGAGCGGCCGGUCAGCGAGGAGGCCAAGGCGCGCGCGCGCAAGAUUUUCGAGCGCGCGCAUCAGAGCAUGAAGGAUCGCGAUCUCAAGGCCGAGCGCGUGGCGCUGCUGUCUGCCUGGCAGGAGUUUGAGAACGUGCACGGCUCACCCGAGGACAUUGAGAGGAUCCAGAAGCAGAUGCCGCGCAAGACCAAGAAGAAGAGGAAGCUGGACGACGAUACCUGGGAGGAGUACGUCGACUAUAUCUUCCCAGCCGACGAUCAGCAGACCAAGAACCUGUCCAACCUCCUGGCCAUGGCGAAUGCUUGGAAGCAAACUGGAGGAAAGAUCACAGGCGGCGACUAAGGCUGUUCUUUUCCUUCUUUUACCGGGGGUGUAGGUUGAUCCAACAGCGUAUCCUUUCCAUGUUUCCCGAGACAACGGCGCCCGUUUGCUCAGCUCUGCACUGCGCUUCUUCUGCUUCCAAUUUAUAUAGUGUUCACCUCAGCACUCUUCCUUACUCAGCAAUCGUUGAAUCUAAAUGAGCCGCUCUACCUCCAGUCAACUGGGCAGGUUCCCAACAAGAUUCAUCUCAUUUCAGCAGCCACGGCGCCGAAGAAGCUGUAGAGGUUGGCAUUCUGGUGGUGGUCGGGUCUGUUCAUGGAUGACGGAGUCGUAGUGUAACGGUGGAGUAGGGUACCUAAUUCAGGAGUAAUGUAGGAAAAUAAGGGAUCAUCCGGAGUCGUUAUGAUCACUUCGACGCAUGUGGAAUCUAUUCACUUUAAAAGCCUGAAAGGCAAAAGGACCGGUCGUGAUUGCAGAUACAGAACAUGUCAUCAUC